UUGAAAGUGUUUGUAGACCUAGCAUUGAUGUCCGCUGGUGAAGAACCGAUGAACAUUGCACGAGUUCAAUGUUUACACACUGCUGUAACGGGAUAUGCCCCACUGAUAUUCGAUUUGAAAGACGAUGCUGACUUUGAAGAAUUACUACAGCUAUGCAGAAACGUAUGGAAAGAGCUCGAGGCGAACCCUUCCUUACCCGAUAAAUUGAAAGAUACAGCACGCCAUCUACAAUGGCUAGACAACAUUCAGAGGGCACACGGGUCGGUGGAAGUGACGUCAAUGAUGCAAGUCGAGGCAUGCAACGAAUAUGGGGAAUACACAAUUGGUUCAAAUGCUUGGCCAAAGACAAAAGUUUUGCAAGAUACUACAAUGUCAAUGAUACAACUGAAGGAUAUACUCAAACUAACAGUUCCUGGAGAAGACGGGAAAAGGGAGACCAGGAAUUACAAUUAUGAAAACCUCCAAGACUUGCAAAGCCGCUUGAUGUUAGUCGCAGGAAACUCUGACAAAGGGGCAGAAAGCGUAGAGAAAUUUACAAUGAUAUUCGAUGGUGCACUGAGACUAAGCAACGUGUAUGUAAAGUUAUGCUCUGCCGGGUGUGUUCUUUUCAAGAACUGGACGGCCUGUUUCUUCUGUGACCAAGGGAGACCUGUUUGUGCUAUCCUCGAAUUUGGGGAAACCGAGUCACAAUUAAAGGGACGACAGUCAGAGACAGAAGAAUUAAAAGAUAUUAUUCCGAAACUUGCUGGGUUUAUGGAAUCCUGCUUUGACAGAUGGAUGGAGUUUAUUAAAGAGAAAAGAAAGAAAUAUCGACACCUAAAUUACUUCACAACCGAUCAACUUGUCAUUUUGCAACGAGAGCUUGUGAAAAUUGGGACGAGUGAAGAGCCUUCACAUCUUAUUUAUCCACUUCUUUCGGCUGUAAAAAGUGAUUGCACAAGAGAUAACCUGCAUACUGCUAUGGUGGAAGCUAAAAUUGAACUCGACGGAGAAGUUGAAAAAGCACAGCCAGAAGAAGUUGUGGAUGGUGACCAGGCGCAUGAAUUGAAUGUUGAUACCGAGAUUGACUUUAUUAACGCUCUGGUUGAUCAAGGAUUUUCUGCGUCUUUGGCGCGAAAGGCUUUCAAAGAAGUUGGUCCGGAUGCAUCUGAUGGAUUUGAAUGGUGUAUGGAACAUGCUGAUGAAAAUGACGAACCGACUGAGGAAGAUGCAGAACUGCCACAGGAACAAAACACAGUUCCUUCUUUCACACGAUGGAAUGAAUCAAACGAGUCUUUUUUGGACAUAAUUACAUCACGAAUAAAAUCCAUGAAGAAACAAGGUUGA
Messenger RNA from Mercenaria mercenaria, 1326 nucleotides. Its product is annotated as E3 ubiquitin-protein ligase rnf213-alpha-like. NCBI's taxonomy places the organism in Eukaryota, Metazoa, Mollusca, Bivalvia, Venerida, Veneridae. Bases 28 to 1326 code for a protein of 432 amino acids. The record is from RefSeq and is a predicted model, not a curated record. Gene Ontology annotation, molecular function: ATP hydrolysis activity; ubiquitin-protein transferase activity; protein binding. The transcript has 8 exons.